GGUCUUAUCUUCCGCCUCCUCCCGUUGCUCUUAGGACCCGGCUUUCUUAUUGGGUCCGCCUGCAUUUUGCUCGCGCUGCUUCCCAGAGUCUGCCAGCAGCGCCUUCAACCGCAGACUGAAUGAAUCCCCCAUUGUGCCAUGGACCGUUUCGGCCUGCUUUGGAGGUGCGAAACAGCUCGGUCAUGCGUUAUCCAUAUUCAGCAGCCUCCAGUUCCUCAACUUCAUCAACAUCAUCAGAAACCUCGGCAGAUCCCAGCUCGCCCAUAAGAGCCGUGUCGCCAUUCGACUCGCACGACCCCCUUCGCCUUAGCCCGAUCUCUCCUAUCAAGCCACAACUUCACUCCUCCCGAUCUCCUGCGCCCUUCCACGAUACCGGCUCCAGUCGGCUCAAACGUCGAGCCUCGCAAGGAUCAAUCCUCACCAAGCCUUCGCCUGUCUCCCGUUUCCUUUCGCGCAGCAACGCGUCUCUUCACCUCCCAUCGUUCGAAGAACUGGGUCUCUCUUCCAAAUUCUCCCGCUCCGACUCUCAGUCCUCCCCUUCGCAAUCCCGUCUUCGUCUUUCCACUGGUCCGACUGCCUCCUCUAGUUCGCUGGCGACUCGAGCAGCGCAGUCUUCCUCUACUGGGUGGGAUUCGUCGGCCAAAAGUGACUACCUCUCUGCUCUGCCACCUACUCCCCCUGAUGACAACGAUCAUAUCGCUUGGAAUCCCACCUCCGAUAUGUUGCUCUUUGAGUCGCAUGUGACCCGAGAUCAUGGUCCCACCAUGGUCAUGGACGAGGGUCCCAACAUCGGCAAUUCUCCAGCUCGGACUGACGGCCUAAGUAGCCCCUCCGACCAGCUGUCCAACGUGUCACCGUCGAGCUCCGGUGGCAGCCCAGGGUCUUCAGGCGAGAUGGACUGUGAUCAUAGCUCGUGGCUUGAGAACAGUAUUGAAGCCACAGUUUCAUCACUUUCGCUCGCCAACUCCCGCGGUGAGGCCGUCAAGAUCGUCUCACAUAUGCUUCCUUACCCGCGUCCUGGUGACAAGGCCGCGACAAUAUCACCCAACGAUAGUGUCUAUUGCUCCCUGGUGCAGGCAGUUCAGAAUCGACUUCGCCAUGGACAGUCGCCCUAUAUCAACGUCACCCAUGCAGUCCCCGAACAAUUCAGCCUUUCCAACCUACCAUCCUCGCCUUCGCAUAGCCCUCGAUCCCUUUUUUCCAAUGACGACUACUUCAAUUCGACCGUCUUCUCCAGUGCUGCGGUAGUAUCGGCUUAUCACGACUUCCGCGGCCCUAUUCAAUCCAGAUCCUCCUCGCACUCACCCAUGCCUGUCGUUCCACCCAUGACGGUUCAUCUCUCGAUUUUGGAGCGCUACCUCCCUCCCUCCUCCGCCCAGGAAUACAAGGAUCUUUUCUCGCCAUAUCGCCCCUCGUUCUUGGUCGACCGACUAUUUGAGCUUUCUCCUGAUGGGGGGUCAUUGCUCUUCGUCUACCCGACUCGCAGGGGUGGAUCCACCUUCAAGUCGCAGUAUCUGGGUCCUAUUUUAGAUCCACUGCUUCGUCAAUUGGUGGUUGUGAACGAGCUUUCCACAGAUAUCGGCCGCUACCUGGGCAAGCUCUCUUCUGUUUCUCACUUGGACGACUUUGACACGAUGCGGGAACACCUUGCCCAGCUCUGUGGCUCUUUGAGCUCCUCCUCUUCGCAAUUCAGUGUCGUGGACGCGCGCAAAGGGAGCGCUCAUCUUGAUCGGGAACUCUGGACGGAAUGGUUCAUUCACCAGGAGAAAGCCCGCAUGAAGGAGGUGCUGAGCGUGUACUGGCAGAAUGGGCGCCGCCUGCCAGCCACCAAGGCUGUCUCCAAUGUGUCUUCUACGAACUACAUCUUGGAGGACAAGGAGGUAACAUCAGCCAUGCUCCUGGGUGAGAUCUUGGAUGGAAUCCGACGACGGCCCUACGGGGAGGAUUCCGAGCCUCACGACGGGGUUGAGCUGGGCGUGUUCGUCAUCCGCCGAUCCCACUCCUAAGCGGGCUCGGCCGGAGUGGAGCGAGCUGCACACUCACCCCCUUGCGUCUCACUCUCGUUCCACUCACACGAUUCUUGUUCUUUGAAUAUCUUUUUCUGAAUUUGCAAUUUGCUUUCCGGCUGGGUAUAUGAUCGUACAAUAAACAGGGGAUUUGGCGGGUCCGGCGGCGUCGUGCGGAGUUGGAUGAACAUUGGGUCUCAGUUUGCAUGUUUUGGAGGUCAAUCUAGGAAGCAUUGGCUGUUUGCAUUCUUUAUCCGUUGGAACAGAAUACCCAGGAUAUCUUGUGCUUGUGUUAUGAUGGAAGCGUGAUGACCACUAGCUUGUGUCGAUGAUGACGAUGAUGAUUAUUACUACUAUAUUAGCCGAUGGGAUCGCAGGAUUCCGAAUAUCAAAACAAA
Aspergillus saccharolyticus JOP 1030-1 is the source of this 2404-nucleotide messenger RNA. RefSeq lists its product as uncharacterized. The coding region runs from base 120 to 2006 and encodes 628 amino acids. Lineage: Eukaryota; Fungi; Ascomycota; Eurotiomycetes; Eurotiales; Aspergillaceae. The record is from RefSeq and is a predicted model, not a curated record. The transcript has 2 exons.